Mya arenaria is the source of this 2204-nucleotide messenger RNA. RefSeq lists its product as uncharacterized. The record is from RefSeq and is a predicted model, not a curated record. NCBI's taxonomy places the organism in Eukaryota, Metazoa, Mollusca, Bivalvia, Myida, Myidae. The transcript is spliced from 10 exons. Bases 78 to 2192 code for a protein of 704 amino acids.
ACAAGUCUGUGUUGAGAUUGUUUUGGAAUAUUUUCAGAAACUUGAUCAAAUUUCUCCAACUAGAUGCAUGUUCAGGUAUGGAAAAAUCUAUCCGACGAUAUCGGAGUUGUCCAGACCUUUCUACCAUCAGCGUAGAGAAGGAUUGUCCGGACCUGUCUACUAUCAGCAAAAAGCAAAAGACCAUAUCACCUCCCGAAGAAAGGACGUCUACCAUAUACAAACGUCGUAACUCACCCACUCCCACUACAACGGUAACAUCAACACUACUCCCUGAAAAGUCUCCGACCAGUAAACCCGAGGGAAGACCAACCCAGGAUGUACACAGAGCAGAACGUCGAGAAGCAGCAUACGAAAUUUUGCUAUGUACCGGUAGAACGUUCAGCUCUAGUUGGCCUAGCUUUGUACAUCAUUGUAAGCAAGUCAAAGAAAUAUGGUUGCAGUACCACGACGUUCUUUCUGCAUUAGGCCUUCGAUUGAAUGAAGAUAUCCUAAAAAAAGAGAGUGUUUUUCUUUCGAAUUUCAACAGCGUGCCGGUCUACUUUGCAUUUGUUGGAUUCAAACCAAAGGAAAAAUCGUAUAUUGCGAAAAAGGUUUCGAAUAUGAUAUAUAGAGGUGCAAAGGUCGCAACUGUUUUCGACCAUGCUGAUCUGAAAACCAAAGCUUUUGAGAAGAUUUGCUCGCAGAAUCACAUUGCACCGCUUGUUAUCAUAUGCCAUGUUGAUGCAGAAAAGCAAGCAUUUCUCCAUGGGGAAACAUACAGAAAAUCUAUCAAACCCGAGCGAGAAUGUAUUUUUGUUGUGGUAUGCGAAAUGACGCAUUGCGAUCAUAAAAUAACCGAUUGUAACAGAUUAACAGCUUACACAUGUGAUAAGGAAGCGAUGGUUAUAGAAAAGGCUAUUGAGAAGCUGCUUAAACGGUGGGCAUACAUGAUGCUAGCUGAAAGAGUAAAUACAAUAAAAUUAAUUACUGAAUUUACGACAGAUUUAUCUUCUUCUGAAUUUAUUCAACAACUAUCUAACCACGGAAUCGAAAAGGAAGAAGGGGCUUGGAAACACAGCGAUGAAAGAAUAUAUUUAGUACGGAAACUCAAAGAACUAUUAGAAGAAAGUAGAUCGUUAUAUUCGAGAAACCAUUUACCCACGGAGGACUGGCCAACAUUUAGCCCGGAAUCGAAGAUACCAGUUAAAAUGAUUUUUGAUCAGAUUGCUAAACAUCAUUAUGUCGUUGGAUGUGGCAACAGAUUUGGGACACUUUUGAUUUUGGUUGACGAAAAGGUAGAAAACAGAAACAAAAUUGAAGAGACACUUCAAUCAGAAAUGAAGGAUUUUAAAAUGGAACCCAGUGAUUUUGCAUUGAAAUAUGUGUCAAAAAGACUUCGAUAUUUCAUCAAAUCAGGCGAUACCAUUGAUUGUAAUGAUGAAAAAUCCUUCGGAACUCUUGCCGGUUUUGCACUGCAGGACACAAAUGACAAUCCAGCCAAACAACGAUUAGUUGCCCUGUUUUCUCGUCAUGUCGCUGAUAUGUGUACAGAAUCAAAGCUGAAAGUCGAGGGCGUUAUUAUUGGUGACAUAUUACACACUACAGAUGAAGGUGUUGACAUAGCUGCUGCUGAGGUUUAUGCUGAGCAUGUGGAUGCUUGUAACAGUAAGUUUGUUACUGAAAAAAACAUUGAAAAGACAUGUGGAGCACUCGAUCCGUACAAAGUAGAACUGGCUGGAAUGCUAGUUCAUCUUGUUGGCGCUGCGUCUGAAGAAAUUGGACUUGGAAAGAUAGCUGUUGUAAACUUCUAUUCAAAGCAGGCACACGCUAUGAACACAAUUUUGCUUGAAAAUAGAGUAUCCAACACACAUGUAUUUUGUGAACCCGGUGACAGCGGCGCUAUGAUUCUAUCUUAUUUCCCAGAUGAUGAUAAACUCAUGGCUCUUGGAAUGUUGAUUGGCUCUGUCGAAAAGAAAAAUGAAGAAUAUACAGAUAAAUUUGCGAAACCAUUUACAUCAAGCAAGAAAAAAGUUAGGGCAAAAAACGUACAGAAUGAUGCAUGUCAAUGGUAUGCAGCGUUUUGCCUAAAGGAGGGUUUGGAACAGUUGAGCAAAAUUCACGACGGACGGUUUUUCUUAGUUGGCGAAAAAAACAACAACCUUCUGCCGAGCCAAAACAAGAAUGUGCCAAUGGUUGUGUCUGGUGAAAAUUAAUUGAUAAAACAU